AUGCUGAUGGGCCCAGUUAUCCUGCUACAGGGCGACAGGAGCGGUGAGGAUGCAAAUGGAGCAAGAGGUACAACUACACAACCGGCAGGAGGAGCAAGUGGUUCGGGUGCCCAGCUUCCCGACGACAUUGAUUUUGACGACGACGAAGACCCGCGGGACAUCCUAGCAAUAUGCAAGCUGGGGGACAAGCUCGGCAUCGCUGCAUAUCGUGAGGCGAUCAACGCCAUCGACAUUCAGGAGAUCCACGCUUUCAACUCGGACAUGGGUGACACCAUGGAAGGCAUCAAGCUGCUCGUACGCCCGCGCCUGAUCCUGACUGACUUGGCCAUGACCACCAAUCCGGCCUUGUUCGACAUAGUGGUGGCUCCGCUUCUUGAAGGGGGUGACCCCAUCGAGUACAAGUAA
Molecule: messenger RNA, 405 nt
Organism: Ectocarpus siliculosus
Lineage: Eukaryota; Phaeophyceae; Ectocarpales; Ectocarpaceae
Source: the annotation of a GenBank genome assembly